UUUCAAUGAAAAAACCAUUUUAGCUAGAAAAGUUGAAAUUGCAAAAAUUCCCCUCAUUAUCAUUCGAGGCAUUCUCCUCGGUGGAUUAUUUUUCAUAUUCUAUAUUAAUUACUUUUACCAAAAAACAAACUUUGAACUAUGGCUAAAUUUUUAAGUUUUUCAUUUUUAACAAUUUGUAUUUUACUUUUAGUGAAAGGCAAUUUAUCAACCCCUAUUAUACAAUCAAUACCAGGUGGAAUUAACAGAAUUGAUGUGUACCAAUCGGAUAUUUUGAAGUAUAUAGAUCUUGCUCGCAAAGAAUAUUCUCAAACUAUGGAAAAAACUUACGAACCUGUUAUAAUUGAAGUGAGAAAAGCUACUACUCAAGUCGUCAGAGGAAUAAUAUACAGAAUCGAUUUAACAUUUGCAGCCAGUGUAUGCAAAACAGGAAUUAAAAAUUGUCCCGCAUCAUUUGAGGGAAAAGUGGACAAAUGUACAUUCGAAGUCUGGUCACAGCCAUGGAUUGAUAAUGGUUCUCCCAAGUAUAAAUUAAUUUGUUAGAUACUAAUUUAUUUUAUUUACUUAUUUAGUUGUAAAAAGGUGAAAAAAAAAUAAAAUCUGUAAUCACAGACUUUACAUAUA
This is a messenger RNA of Leptopilina boulardi, 621 nucleotides long. RefSeq names its product cystatin-C-like. Bases 139 to 540 code for a protein of 133 amino acids. The record is from RefSeq and is a predicted model, not a curated record. Gene Ontology annotation, molecular function: cysteine-type endopeptidase inhibitor activity. The transcript is spliced from 2 exons. NCBI's taxonomy places the organism in Eukaryota, Metazoa, Arthropoda, Insecta, Hymenoptera, Figitidae.